Messenger RNA from Pestalotiopsis fici W106-1, 1776 nucleotides. RefSeq lists its product as uncharacterized. The coding region runs from base 1 to 1776 and encodes 591 amino acids. Gene Ontology annotation, molecular function: polyamine oxidase activity; L-amino-acid oxidase activity. The record is from RefSeq and is a predicted model, not a curated record. NCBI's taxonomy places the organism in Eukaryota, Fungi, Ascomycota, Sordariomycetes, Amphisphaeriales, Sporocadaceae. The transcript has a single exon. Gene Ontology annotation, biological process: amino acid catabolic process.
AUGUUGCUUUCGAGGCCUUUGAGCAAGUUUUCCAUAUUUUUGGGUCUCACGUCUUGUGCUAUAGCCACGGAUCUCCGCAAACCGCUUCUCAAAGACUUUGACUCACUGGGCGCAUGGUUUGACGGCGUUGCCUCGAUUGCCAACACUUCGCGACCAGACAAUGUCGACCAAGUCAAGAACAAAUCCAUUGCCAUUGUUGGAGCCGGCAUUACUGGCUUGACUACGGCCCUCAUGUUGGAGAGUGUUGGCAUUCACAACUGGGAGCUACUCGAAGCAGACAAUCGGGUCGGCGGGCGCUUGCGUACCGUUUCCAAUAUUGGCGGCACGCAGGAAUGGGCCGAGAUGGGACCCAUGCGCCUACCCUACCGCGCAAAGUACAAAGACAGCAAUGAAACCAUCGAGUACUCUGACCACGCCAUGACGUUUCAGCUCAUAGACUGGCUAAACGACAUGAACCGCGACAACCAUUCGAGCCUCCACCUUGACCUCAUACCAUGGAUUCAGCAUUCACCCAACGAACUUUUGGCGCUCGGUACCGGACGACUCUCUGAUGGUGGCGUCCCUACCCGUGCCGACAUUGCGGCAAAUUCAAGUCUGGGCAAACCAGCUCCAAUGGAGAUUCAAGAGUACAAAGACAUGAAGGCCAAAAUGAACUCGAUCUUGAUGAACACGACAACCAUCAAGGAGAUGCAGCGCGACGUUUGGAGGCUGCACGAGCGUGUGAUGGAGCAAGGCCUCGAUGAGGUCAGCCAGCAGAGCAUGCUGCGAAAUAUCUGGAACGCGAGCACCAAUGUGACGGACGCUAUUCAUACUGCUACCGACUACGAUGUCUUUUGGGACGAGAUGAAUCACAAUUCCAAUCUCGCCCAAGACGGCGGUGCAAGCGCCAUUGCCGAGACGGAAUGGAAAUGUGUCGACGGUGGAUUCAGUCGCCUCUCACAAGCCAUCGUCCCACACGUUCAAAACCGUUUGAGAUUGAACAGACAGGUCCGAGAGAUCGAGGCGAUAUCUGAUCAAGGUGGAGAGAUUACUGGGACGCGCCUGUCGUGGAUUGAACCGGGUGUCAAUACAACGACAAUGAAGCCGCAAUCCGACCAAUCCAAGGACUAUGAUUACACCAUGCUUGCAGUCCCGUUCACCAUGACACGAAUGAUGUCUCUGCCGUCGUUUUCAUCGGUCAAGACGCGAGCCAUGUCGGAGCGAGGUCUAAGGUUCAAGGACGCUUGCAAAGUCGCGCUGCUGUUUAGCGAGCGUUUCUGGGAGCAGGAGGAGAGGCCCAUUUUUGGCGGAUACUCGACUCCCCGAGACGCCGCCGUUGGAGCAUUGUACUAUCCCGUAUACAAUCUCAACGAGACGGGAAGGCCAGGACUGAUUAUGCACUACCGCGGUGGCGACUGGUCAAGUCGCUUUGCCAGCCUGAGCGACGAGGAGCACGUCAGUAUUGUGCUUGACGCAAUCGCCGACCUUCACGGCGAACAAGUGCGUGAUCUGUACACGGGUGAUUACGAAAGGGUUUGCUGGCUGAACGAGCGUCAUAUUGCAACAAGCUGGACGCGCCCGGAUGUGGAGCAGCACAGACUGUAUAUCCCCUCGUACCACGAGACUGAGCAAAAUGUUAUUCUGAUCGGCGAGCAUACGGCGCCGACACAUGCCUGGAUCAGCUCAUCGCUGUACACUUCUGUGCGAGGCGUAGUCCAGCUGCUUCUGGAGUUGGGACUCGUGGACGAGGCGAAAGAAGUGAACCAGUGCUGGAUGGGACGCUGGAUCAAGGUUUAG